Molecule: messenger RNA, 1523 nt
Organism: Helianthus annuus (common sunflower)
Lineage: Eukaryota; Viridiplantae; Streptophyta; Magnoliopsida; Asterales; Asteraceae
Product: glyceraldehyde-3-phosphate dehydrogenase, cytosolic
Exons: 10
Coding region: 53-1162 (369 amino acids)
Biological process (GO): glucose metabolic process
Molecular function (GO): NAD binding; NADP binding; oxidoreductase activity, acting on the aldehyde or oxo group of donors, NAD or NADP as acceptor
Source: RefSeq, a predicted model, not a curated record
ACCACUACAGAUCCGCCACAUUGCUAUCACCAUCACCUCUUCUCCGGCAUUCAUGCUACAUUUGCAUGUAUAUAUGUACACACACACUACUCUCACUCAUCUACAAUACACAUUUUUCUUCAAUUCUCUAUACCCAUUACAUCCUCUGAUCAUGGGCAAGGUCAAGAUUGGAAUCAAUGGAUUUGGAAGAAUCGGCAGAUUGGUCGCCAGAGUUGCGCUUUUGAGCGAUGAUAUUGAGCUCGUUGCUGUUAAUGAUCCCUUCAUUACUACCGAGUACAUGACUUACAUGUUUAAGUAUGAUAGUGUUCAUGGGCAAUGGAAGAAGCAUGACAUUAAAAUUAAGGAUUCCAAGACUCUUUUGUUUGGAGAUAAGCCGGUCACUGUUUUCGGCAUGAGGAACCCGGAGGAGAUCCCAUGGGGUGAAGCUGGAGCCGAGUAUGUUGUUGAAUCAACCGGAGUUUUCACUGAUAAAGACAAAGCUGCAGCCCACUUGAAGGGAGGUGCAAAGAAGGUUGUUAUCUCUGCUCCAAGUGCAAAUGCUCCCAUGUUCGUAAUGGGUGUCAAUGAGAAGGAGUACAAAUCCGAUAUCACAAUCGUAUCUAAUGCUAGCUGCACUACUAACUGUCUCGCUCCACUAGCUAAGGUUAUUCAUGACAAAUUCGGCAUCGUUGAGGGACUCAUGACCACGGUUCACUCCAUAACAGCGACUCAAAAGACUGUUGAUGGUCCGUCAAUGAAGGACUGGAGGGGCGGAAGAGCUGCUUCUUUUAAUAUUAUUCCCAGCAGUACCGGGGCUGCAAAGGCUGUUGGAAAAGUUUUGCCUGCACUUAACGGGAAACUUACGGGGAUGGCCUUUCGUGUACCUACGGUUGAUGUUUCGGUGGUUGAUCUUACUGCAAGGCUCGAGAAGCCUGCUUCAUAUGACGAUAUCAAGGCUGCUAUAAAGGCUGAGGCGGAGGGAAGCAUGAAGGGAAUCCUAGGUUUCACCGAGGAUGAUGUUGUGUCCACAGACUUUAUAGGCGACUGCAGGUCAAGCAUUUUCGAUGCUAAAGCUGGCAUUGCAUUGAACAACAACUUCGUUAAGGUUGUUUCAUGGUAUGACAACGAAUGGGGUUACAGUAACCGUGUGGUCGACUUGAUUCGCCACAUGGCAAAGUCUUAAAGCUGUUAUAGCACGAGUCAGCAAGCUUGUCAUGAGCACAGUUUUGCCUACCACGUAUAGGCCGGGAUCUAUUAAUGUUGGGAAUAAUGAGAGGGAGUUUGAUGUUACAUCGUUUUGUGCCAUGUGACGUUUGAUGAGAUUCCAUUUUUUUGCGUAUUUUAUCAAGUAAACCAAUGAUUUUGUUGUUGAGAAUCCACUUUUUCGUAUUUUAUUGACCCAGAUUAACUGAACCGGACGAAUAAACAUGGUUGUGUUCAAGAGAGAGGGAGAGCGUUUAUGAAUGUAGAAGCGAUGACCUCUACCGUUUGAUGCAACUUAACAUCCUUAUGCCAUUUUGCGUUGUCUCUUGAGUUUUGAUAUU